Lactuca sativa (garden lettuce) is the source of this 450-nucleotide messenger RNA. The record is from RefSeq and is a predicted model, not a curated record. Lineage: Eukaryota; Viridiplantae; Streptophyta; Magnoliopsida; Asterales; Asteraceae.
AUGGACGUCGGCACAAGCUUAGCACCUUCAUUGGGCAUGCCUACUGUCGAUAUUACGUUGUACAACAGCAUGAUCGGUUCGUUACUAUACUUAACUGCUAGUCGACCUGACAUUAUCUUUGUUGUUUGUAAUUGUGUCAGGUAUUAUUCGAAUCCCAGGGAACCCCAUUUAACAGUUGUAAGGAAUAUUUUUCUCUUUCUCAAAGGGAUAAUCUUGUUGGGUUUGUGGUACCCUUCGAAAACAGGAUUCUUCAUUCAAGCAUUUUCUGAUGCAGACCUUGGUGGGUGUCAAUUUGAUAAAAAAAGCACUACUGGUGGAUGUCAACUUUUGGACGGGAAGCUUGUUAGUUGUCAAUCGAAGAAACAAACUUGUGUUUCGAUUUCCACAGCAGAAGUAGAAUAUGUUGCUGCUGCAGCUUGCACUUCUCAAGACAUUUGGAUACAAAGUUAA